CCACCCUGCCGCAUCCUUCCUCUUCUAGGAAGCCCUAGAAUGGAGCACACCGCCUUGUCCCCUGCGGAGAUGCCGGCCGAUUCGAGCUACUGGGCCGAAUCGCAUAGAUCCGAUAUGUUGGAGUGGGUUGACAUGAAGGAGAAUUCCCAUGACGAUAUGCUGGUGGUACCGCCGGUAUCGAUAAUCCGGUACAGAGAUCUUCUUGAGAGAGCAUGGGGAUGGGAAAGGUUGCUGGCCAACCUUCAUGGUACUUUAGUUUGGCACGAAUAUAAAAGGUACGUUGAGGAGUAUUUGCAGCACAACGCUGCCAAAGUUGCUGCUGGCAAGGAUGCCCUGCCUGCUGCAGCCAAACGGUGUAUCGAGUUUGAGAAAAGGCUUAUCAGGAGCUGCGGUCUACUUCUCGGUCUUGAGGGCAUCUCCCUGAGCUCCCAGAUACAGAAACGUGCAAAUCUCGUCCAAUCUGACGAUGAAUACCCUGCUGCAGCUGCGGCCUUGCUGUGUAUCAGAAUGGAGGCUAGGUUGAUGUACGAGUUUGUGAGUCGUAGUUUUCAGAUCUCUGAAACGAUCUCCUUAAGCAGCAAGAUCCGGCGUUGUGCCUCAAAUCUUAUGCUCUACAAGGGUCCUGAAUCUGCCGUUGCUGCCGGUGUCAUGGUGGGUGUUGCAACAGAGGUUCAGAUCAUUCUUGACUCAGUAUAUAGUGGGAGCCCUAGUGUAGUCUUGGACUAUUUUGAUUCUCAUCACAUUCGUGGAAGGAUUGCAGCUUCUUUGACCAGACUUGAGCAAGAACUUGCUUGUAAUGCUGGUGUUGACACAACAGAGAAACCUAUAGGUACUGGUGGAGGUCUGGACUCUGAAGGAUCCAGUUAGAUGGGAAACUCUGGAAAGGAAAUGGAUGGCCAGGACGGUGAAAAGGGCAAUGAGAAGAUGAACAAGAACUUGAACGAUGAGACAGACUCUCCAGAGGAAGUUGGAGAGGACAAAAAGGAAGUCAAAGCUGCGGGAGAAGAGAUGUUGAAGGACUAUGAAAAUGGUACAAAGGGUGAAGCUGGCUUGACAGUUGUCAGCGAAAAGUGUGAAAGCCUUACUUCAGUGUAUGGAACAUAAGGUGGAGCUAAGAUCAAGCCACGUUAUGGAAUGCUGAUUGAGGUCAAAUGGAUGAAGCCACAAGCGGGAUGUACUUCCUACGAGGAUUUUGGAGUAAGCAUAAGGCUGCUUUUGGGCAGCAGAACCUAGUGCUGCUGUGGCUCCAAGAGUUUAGUCGUGUUAGAGAGUCCAGUCCAGUACUUUUAUGCCGCUUCGUCUCCUGUCAGUGAAUGUUUAGACAAAUUCUAAAUACCGAGUUGGCUCAUCAUGUGAACUGCAUGCGUACCCGGUUUAUCAUGCCCAGUUCUGUACCUCUGCAUUCCAUUUGCGUUGCUGCUUGGUAGAAGUAGAAUCCGUAUUGCUGUUUGGAACGAUGCCACAUUGCUUUUGGG
Molecule: messenger RNA, 1475 nt
Organism: Panicum virgatum (switchgrass)
Lineage: Eukaryota; Viridiplantae; Streptophyta; Magnoliopsida; Poales; Poaceae
Exons: 8
Coding region: 40-867 (275 amino acids)
Source: RefSeq, a predicted model, not a curated record